CGCAUUAUAUAUAGGUUGCCGCCGCUACACUUUCUGCAAAGUAAAAUUCUCGCAGCUGAAAGAGCAAAAUGAAAGUGUUAUGAAAACCAGAAAUCAGCGCAGGCGGUAAAGAUUUCUUCUGUCUUUGCUUCAGACUACUGAAUAUCAAUGCUAAGAAUGCAACAAUGAGACGCAAAAAUCAAACCCAUCAUACUCCCUCAACUCAUGGCAGCUAUGUUACCCAAAAAGCUUACCCCAAAAUCCCUCUUAAAACUCCUCAAAUCUUCAAAAAACCUCAACACAUCUCUCUCCUUAUUCGACAUAGCUUCACAACAUCCAAAUUACACUCACGACGCCAUUAUCUAUCACCAUAUUCUCCGCAAACUUUCCCUUUCUUCCGAUCCAAGAUGCAUCCCUCACAUGAACCGUAUCGUCGAUAUGAUUCAAACCCAGAAAUGUUUAUGCUCUGAGGAUGUAGCAUUAGCUGUUAUUAAAGGGUAUGCUAAGAAUUUAAUGGUUGAUAAAGCUAUGGAAAUUUUUCAGAACAUGAAGAAAAUUUUUGGCUGUGAACCUUGGAUUAGGUCUUAUAAUACAAUGCUUAAUGCUUUUGUUGUUUCUAAUCAGUUUAGUAGAGCUGAUUUGUUUUAUAAGAACUUUGGAACGAUGAGAGUUUCGCCGAAUUUGGAAACAUACAACGUUUUGAUUAAAAUUGCUUGUAAAAGGAGGCAAUUUGAUAAGGCGAAAGAGUUGUUGGAUUGGAUGUGGGACAGUAAUUUGAAGCCCGAUGUUUAUAGUUAUGGAACUUUGAUCAAUGGGCUGGUGAAGAGUGGAUGUUUGGAUAAUGCCUUGAAGAUGUUUGAUGAAAUGUUUGAAAGAGGGUUGCAUCCGGAUGUUAUAUGUUAUAACAUUUUAAUUGACGGGUUUUUGAAAAAUGGUGAUUAUGAUAGUGGAAUGAAGAUUUGGGGGAGGUUGGUGAGUGGGUCGAAUGUUUACCCGAACGUGGUUAGCUAUAAUGUGAUGAUUAAUGGUGUAUGUAGGUGUGGUAAGUUUAAUGAGGGAUUGGAACUUUGGGAUAGGAUGAAGAAAAAUGAGCAAAGAAUGGAUUUGUUCACGUGUAGUACGUUGAUUCAUGGUUUGUGUGAAUUGGGCAAUGUCGAUGGGGCUGAGAGGAUUUUUAAGGAAAUGAUUGAGAAUGGGCUAUCGCCUGAUGUAGUGGUAUAUGGUGCAUUGCUUAAUGGUUAUUGUAAGGCUGGGGAGAUUAAAAAUUGUUUUGAGUUGUGGGAGCUGAUGGGGAAGGAAGAUUGUCGUACCGUCACUAGUUAUAAUAUAUUGAUGAGAGGUUUGUUUGAGAAUCGAAUGGUGGAUGAGGCGAUUUCUAUUUGGAAGCUUAUGAAUGAGAAUGGUAUUGUUGCCAAUUCAUCAUCUUAUGGAAUUCUAAUUCAUGGGUUGUGUAAGAAUGGGUAUCUGAACAAGGCUUUGAAGGUCUUGCAGGCUGAAAGUGAAGGAGAAAAAAACAUGGAUUCAUAUGCAUACUCAUCAAUCAUUAAGGGGUUGUGCAAAGAAGGAAGAUUGGAUGAAGCAACUGCUAUGUUUGAUUUGAUGGCUAAACAGGGAUGUAAACUAAGUUCUCAUGUUUGCAAUGCGCUAAUCAAUGGAUUUAUCAAAGCAUCUAAAAUUGAGGAUGCACUCAGAUUUUUUGGUGAAAUGAGCAGUAUGAAUUGUUCGCCAACGGUAGUCUCCUAUAACGUGCUGAUAGAUGGGUUAUGCAAAGCUGAAAGAUUUGGUGACGCCUAUAAGCUUGUGGAGGACAUGCUGCAAAAAGGGUGGAUGCCAGACAUGAUAACAUAUAGCUUGUUGAUGGAUGGUCUUUGCCAGAGCAAAAAGUUAGACCUGGCCCUUAAGUUAUUGAGUAAAGUUGUUAGCAAGGGAUUCAAGCCCGAUGUGACCAUGGUUAACAUUAUAAUUCACGGCCUUUGCUCUGCUGGUAACCUUAAGAACGCGUCGCAGCUCUUUUUGAAAAUGAGCCAAUGGGAAUGUCUCCCGAAUCUUGUCACAUAUAACACCCUUAUGGAGGGAUUUUAUAAAGCUAGAGACUGCAAAAAUGCUUCAGCAGUUUGGGCUCUCAUUUUAAGAGGCGGGCUUCGGCCAGAUAUUAUUUCUUAUAAUAUUACUCUUAAGGGGCUUUGUUCUUGCCAUAGAAUGUCAGAUGCCAUUUUAUUCUUGAAUGAUGCUCUUAGUAGGAAAAUCCGUCCAACUGCGAUUACAUGGAAUAUACUUGUCAGAGCUGUUAUUUAUGGCUGAAGUUGCACCUGGUGGGUGUCAGAUGCCAAUUUCUACUUUAUUGAUGCUCUGAGUAGGGUUGCGAUUAUUAUUCACUAUCAAAGCACGUUUGUCUGACCUGUAUAUGGUAAUCUUUUUUUUAAGCUGUAAGUAAGCUCUCUACUAACUUCAGUUGAUCAGAUGAUUUUGCGAAAUGGGAUAUUCAAUCAGAAGCGCAAUGCUCUGCUAAUCAAGCAUGCGUCUUUUUUAGAAGCGAUUUAAGAUUCUGUGGUUGAUACAGGUUGAAUGCAUUCCUUGCAAUUGAGACGUGGUUGAAAAUUUCUCUGAGAUACUGGAUUUUGAUAGAAUUAUGCCUCCAACUCAAUUCUGAUAAGCUUUAUUAUGCUUUUGUUUAGUAAUGUCAACUAAACUAUAUUCCAUUUAACUUUCUGGUGCAGAAAUUGAGGGGACAGUAAAGGCAACAGAAAUGCUCGUGCAACAAAAUCGGGCUAUUUAUUGGGAUGAAAUAUUCUUAAGGUUAAGAUGUUUCAUGCAAGCAGGAAUCUUUGAUCAGUUGGACUUCGCAGUUUUAAUUUUAGACCUUGAGGACUUCAUGAGGGGAAAUUGUGCUUGCACUCUCCAUCUCACCCAAUAUGUAUGGAUUGCCUGCUUGUCCAGUGAGGAUCAGUACUAACCUAAAACAUUUAGUUGCUACUGGUUUGUAUCUUUGUAAAGAAGCUAAGAGCUUUUCAACUUAGAGAGCAUGUGAAAGACUUAAAUGGUUAAGUUAGGAAGAAAAGAUUUGGACUCAGAUUUUACUUCACUGACAUUUUAAAGACAAAGUUGCUAUCAGAUUGUAAAACAAAAGUAUAAUACUUGGCAUCACUGGAUCCACCAUUCCAAAUAGCUAUAUUAUUAUAGAGGGAA
Messenger RNA from Nicotiana tabacum (common tobacco), 3165 nucleotides. Lineage: Eukaryota; Viridiplantae; Streptophyta; Magnoliopsida; Solanales; Solanaceae. The record is from RefSeq and is a predicted model, not a curated record.